Messenger RNA from Juglans microcarpa x Juglans regia, 1548 nucleotides. RefSeq lists its product as uncharacterized. NCBI's taxonomy places the organism in Eukaryota, Viridiplantae, Streptophyta, Magnoliopsida, Fagales, Juglandaceae. The transcript is spliced from 6 exons. The coding region runs from base 327 to 995 and encodes 222 amino acids. The record is from RefSeq and is a predicted model, not a curated record.
UAAUGUGGAUAAAGUUAAAAGUACUCGUAUUUAUUGUUCGCCGAUGAAAUGAAACGCACUUAAAUUGGCAUUUCACGAAAUUCUCCCCCCUAAUCAGACGCGAAAUUAGGUGUCGAUCACUGAUUAGGCGAAAAUAGCGGAUGAAUCGGUUACAAAAGGUCCGCGAAACGUACAGGCUCUGUUCAAUGAGAUUCAUAUGACGAUGCAAAUUGCUCGGUCGCCGACUACCAAAGGCCACAGUCGGAGAAGUCGGAGGGGAUGAACUCAGAAUAGGGACCUGAAUGUGAGGCGAAUUUGUGGAACUUCUCAAGUUUUCAAGUCUGGGUAUGGAAGAGGUAUCAGAAAGGUCUGAGCUGCGCAGAAUGCAACGGGAGCAGGAAAGAGAAAGGCGCCGGAUGCGGGACAGGCAAAGAAGACAGUCAAUGACGCUUGAGCAGAGGGAGAAACAUCUUGCCAGGCGUCGUAGAAACUAUCAAUUGAGAAGACUAAGAGCUGAAAGUGCAAGGUCAGGUUCUCAAACUGGACAAGCGGGUAUGGUGAGUAGAGGUGAAACAAUCACAAGCGAUGAACAUCAAGCAGUAACUUCUUUUUCAGGACUGAGUGUCAAGUGCAAUGGUGUCACUCAUGUUGGAACUAAUAAAGGUGAAGAAAACCUAACUUUUGACUGCAAAGAGUCCGAGGGUUUGGAAGCUCUAGCCCACAAAGGAACUAAUUUUCCAAGAAGGCUACGGCUAAGUCAUAUAAGACAUCUUGCAAGAUCAUUGAAUAAUUCUAUGGGUGAGCUUGGUGGCAACCACCAAAUGUUGGAGGCAGUCAUAACCAAACGGGAUGUUGCUAGUAACUGUUUGCAAGUUGGACGUUCUGAUUCUGGUAUAUCGCCACAAAGUUUACGUUUGAAUCGUGUCAAGCGUCUUGCUCGCACAUUCAACAAUUCUGUAAAUUCUGCUACAAGAGAGGCUAGUGAUCAAGACCACAGAAGUGCCACAGAAGCAUAGUAGAUUUACUCCAGUGGAACAGAAGCUACCGUGUGGAGAGCUGCAGCUGAUAAGCAAUGAUGAACCAAAACUUGUAUGACCUAUUAAUGUUAAAGGUGAAUAUAAACGAAGUUGGUAGAAUGGUAAUGGCUAUUAACUGUUUGAUAUUCUUAGACCAAUAGUUAUUUUUAUGAUGCAUUAUUGGUCGUUUUUGUUUUUUGUUUUUUUUUUUUUAUGAGAUUAACUACUUCAAUAUUUUUUUGGUAUCACAUUUCAGGACAAUCGUCUGUCAUUGGCUAUUGAAGAGAGGGAACCUUUUACUUGGUCAUGUGCACAAAUGAUGUUUUCUUAGCUUUUCUUAACAGGUUCUUGAUUGUAGAAAUUGUUGCAGGACGAGAAAACAAAAAAGAAUUAUCCACGGGCAUAGAUUAAUUGUUGGACAAGUCUGGAUGAUGUUACAAUUACAUUGACUGUAGGAAAAACCAGAGACUGAAAGCUUUGAUACUGCCACCCAGCAGCUGGGUGAAUUAUUUCGGUUCCUUUUAACAAAUCUAGGAAUUUUGGGUGCAUUGAU